Rana temporaria (common frog) is the source of this 14723-nucleotide messenger RNA. RefSeq names its product striated muscle enriched protein kinase (gene SPEG). The transcript has 41 exons. Gene Ontology annotation, biological process: protein phosphorylation. The coding region runs from base 374 to 12067 and encodes 3897 amino acids. Lineage: Eukaryota; Metazoa; Chordata; Amphibia; Anura; Ranidae. Gene Ontology annotation, molecular function: ATP binding; protein binding; protein kinase activity. The record is from RefSeq and is a predicted model, not a curated record.
GCAGGACAGACUGAAGAGGAGAGGGAGACGUAGAGGGGGCUCAGACCUAGGGGCAAGCCCAAGGCCUUCCACCAUCCCGGGCCUCACCUCGAAGGACAAGUGCAUGGAUAUGAGGGGACCUGUCCUUGUCAAGAGUUUGGAGUUGCAUUUGUAAGAAGUUUGAUUUUUUUUCUUGCCACCCUGCGGCUGUUGCCCCCUCCUUCAUCUCUCCCUCUUGCACCCUGGUGUAUGCCCCCCGCUGCCAUUGCCUUUCGAAAUACACAACUGGUCUCCAGUCACCACAAUCUACUCUCAGGACACUCCUGGACUUGCUUGAAUCCUGCUCUAUAAUUUAUUAACUCUUUAGCCUGGGAAUAAGAUCCCGACAUUUACCAUGUACCGUGCCCAAGUGAUGAUGAACUUAAAUGCCAACGAGAAUGGGGCUUCCGGCCCACAGACGCGACCCCUCACCAAGACUGCUGGAGCUCCCCCAAGCCCUAGUGUUCUCCCCAAACGCCAAAAAAUCACACCAGAGCAAGACCAGUCGCAGCCCUGCCCACCUCAGUUUGUGCGCAAGCUUAAGAACGCUGCCAUUGGCACGGGCUGUGACAUCCGUCUAAAGGUGGCAGUGUCAGGAAACCCAAAGCCAACGCUGAGCUGGUACAAAAACAAAGAGCCCCUUGACCCCAGAGCAGAGGAAUACGGGACGCUGUGCAUAAGGGACAGCAAGAUGGAGGAUGCCGGGGUUUACACUUGCGUGGCGCAGAACGCGUUGGGGGAAGCGGUGACCAGCGCCGUGCUUGCCAUCAUCGACUUAGAAGACUCUGAGCCAGGAGAGGAGGACACAGGAGGACCCCAGCUACAGCGGACAAUUCGGGCUCCAAACAACACACCCUUGGGCACCCCUUCAGGAGACUCAGAUACAUUGCUGGCUAGCUCGCUACACACCACUCCCAGCACGCUGACCGGACUGUCGCAGACGGAUGAGUUCUCAGACUGGUCAGGCAGUCAACAGACGGUAGUAGAGAGGGACUCCAAGAAUGCCAGGCAAGGCUUUGCUCAGGGGGUGGGGACUCGCCACCUGGGGGUGGAGCCCCUUAUCCCAGCCUCCAGCAACAAUCAUCCAGGCAGUGUCUGGGGGUCAGAGGUCAGCCUGUCAGGGUUCAGCGACCUGUAUAGCAGCGCCUUCAGCCUCUACCGGGGCAGAUCUUGUGCCAUCCGGGUUUUUUUACCAGAAGGGGGGCUGAGGCGAGGCAGCAUCAAUGGUGCCAUUCCAGACUCCCCCCGACCUCUUCAGAGUCCCAGAACUCCUAUUCUACCUCCGCCUUCUCCCCGUCUAGGCCAAAGGCCAUCUGCCAAUCCUAUACCAAGCAGCCGUGGCCAAUCAACACCUCUCACACCCCGGAAGAAAACCCAGAUGCCUUCACAGUAUCAAGACUCAGUGGCUGAGGAGUUUGAGGAGAAGGUUAAGAGGCCAAAGUCCUCAGCCGGCUCUCAGGUCAGUGGUCAAGAGUCUCGCCCUCAGACGCCAGUAAGUGAAUCAUCAGGAAGAGUAUCCAUCUUGAGGGCAUCUCCAAAGCUGGUCCGUUCUGGCUCCAAAAUAUUUGAUAAACUGCGUUGCCUUGAAGAGAGAAGAAAAAGCCUGGAUCAAACAGACAGUCCUUUCCCUGUGCAAUCAUGGUUGCCGCUUCGUAAGGCAAGGUCUUUUGACCAACCAGGAGAAGAUGGACUGGGCACCGGCUUAGAGUCCUCCACUGAGGAGCUAAGAGAUGACCUAAGAGAUGGAGUAAGAUCAGAAAUUGGAGGUUACACCUUGAGGUGUCCCUCACUGAGAUACAAGACAUCUUCACUAGAUGAUAGGGGAGCCUUCUCAGGUCGAAUAAGUGAUAUUGAGGCAAGGUUCUCCCAAGAGCUCUCUAGAAUCAAGCGAACUGUUUCUCAGCAACAAUUAAUCCGGUCAUCACAGGACUUAACACGCAACUCACAAACAUCACUUUCUAGCCAAACUGCUCUGGAUUCCGCUCCAACCCAAGUGCUUAAAGGCUCAAAGCCACCUGAAAUUCAGGAACAAAAGCCAGCAACUACUAUGAACACUGCCCGGAAGCCUCUUGCACGAAGCUAUGCCACCGCCAACCAAAUAUCACAAGAUAAGGAACCUCGGGGAGUCAUAAGCCAGACAACUUCAGCUCCAGAAAAAUCAUCCAAUGGUUCAAUUAUUCACCAUGAAGUAGUUAAGCAAACAGAAACCCGCCUGAUGUCACAAGCACCUCCAAAAGUCAAUAUCAUUGCUCCAAAACCAGUUUUGGCCCAUGCGCAAACCCCAAAGCAGGAUGCUACAGAUUCCAGGCACGGGAGAGUUCCAGACCGAGGAAGUGAACCCCCACCACCCAGCACACAUGCUCCACCAGCUCUGGAAAUAGCACAUAGAGGGAUAGGGAGGGAAAAGGGAACUUUAAGUGCAGACAGAAGAGGAGAUACAAGAUACCUCCCAUGGGCGGUACCACCAGAACCUACCAAAAGAAGCCAAGCCCCACAAGGGAAGGGUGGGGGGCAAACCAAAAAGCACAGCGACUCCCACACUAGUGGCAAAAGCAGCAAACCAUCCAAAAGCAAAGGAAAAAGCCGACGGCAUAGGGUCAUGUCACCAGAACUAGAGUCAUCGGACGAUUCCUACGUAUCGGCUGAAGAAGAUCCUGGAGAGCCUCCGGUAUUUGAAAUCCCCUUACAAAGUGCCCUGGUCAAUGCCGGCUCAGAAGUUUUGUUAAAAUGUAUCAUAUCAGCCAAUCCAACAGCAGAAGUGGUAUGGAGAAAAGAUCGAGCAGUGCUCAAAAACAGUGUUACUCAUCAGAUCCGGGCAGAGGGUGAGAGGCAUUCGCUGCUAAUACGCUGGGCGUUGCCUUCCGACUCUGGAAUCUACACCGUGACGGCACGUAAUGAAGUGGGCGAGGCCAGCAGCUGCGGAGCGCUGACGGUGAAACCAGCACCUGCCACCGAUUCUCCUGCUCACCGCGGCACUCCUAAAGAUGUUCUGAGUCCCAUUACAUCUGAUGAUGAGUAUCUGAGCCCCCAGGAAGAUUUAAGUGAGCCUGCAACACCCCAGCACGUAAUGCCUGGCAAAGCCACUAUGGUGACCUUCAAAGCCCCUCCCUCAUUCAAGGUGCCACUGUCAGACCAGAUGGUGUUUGAGGGCCAAGAAGUCAUUCUGCGAGUUCAUGUAGAAGGGGAACCCAAACCUAUGAUUAGCUGGUUAAAGAAUAAGCAGCAGCUGAAAUCAGGCACCAGAUGUCACAUGAUGGAGGAGGAAGGCGGGAUCUUUGCACUGCACAUCUCGGGGACCGAUAAGCGGGACACCGGAUUCUAUACCUGUAAAGCAAUAAAUGAGUACGGGACUAAGCAAUGCGAAGCCAAGGUGGAAGUACGAGCUUCCUCUGGCAGUACCAGCUUGGAGGUGUUGACCCCCUUGCAGGAUGUGAGUGUGGGCGCUGGGGAGGCGGCGGUGUUUGAGUGUGUGGUUUCGGGACCCCCGGAUCUAGACGUGGACUGGAUGUUCCGGGGGAAGCUGCUGCAGCCAGCCCUGCUGGACUGUAAGAUGCGGUUCAACGGCAAGCAGUGUCUUCUACUCCUCAACUCUGUGCAUGAAGAUGACAGCGGAGUCUACACCUGUAAACUCAGCACGGCAAGAGAUGAGCUGACGUGCAGCGCUGUGCUGACUGUUCACCCCUCAUUGGCUCCCCUGUUCACCAGGAAGAUGCAAGAUCGGGAUGUGGUGGAGGGUCGCACUGCCCGACUGGACUGUAAAAUCAGCGGCACGCCACCCCCUGUUGUCACAUGGACUCAUUUCAAUCAGCCAGUGGAAGAGGGCGAGACAUUCCAUAUUCUGAAGGAGAGGGGGCACCAUACUCUUCUCAUCACCCAUGUGUCCAGUGAAGAUGAGGGGCAAUAUACCAUCACUGCCCGCAACCAGCAUGGUGAAGAGGAAUGUUCUGCAGAGCUCUAUGUAGAGGAACCUAGACUUUCCACGUCAUCACACAUAUCCAAGCUUGAAAAGAUGCCUUCCAUCCCAGAAGAACCGGAGGUGCAAGACAUUGAGGUGGAGGGAGUGCUCAUGCCGGAUUUCCUGCGACCACUGCAGGACCUCGAUGUGGUGGAGUCUCGUGAGGUUCAGUUGGAAUGUCAAGUAACUGGCUUACCAUAUCCAACCAUCACCUGGUACCACAAUGGAAAGAAGAUCCAGAGCACAGAUGACCGCAGAAUGACCCAAUAUAAGGACAUCCAUCGUCUUGUGUUCCCAUCUGUUAGCCACACACAUGCCGGUGUUUACAAGAGUGUCAUCUCAAACAAGGUUGGCAAGGCCGCGUGUUAUGCUCACUUAUACGUCACAGACGUGGUCCCAACUCCUCCAGAUGGCCCCCCUAUUAUCGCAUCUGUGACGGGAAAAACUGUCAAACUGCGAUGGAAUCCCCCCAAAUGGCUGGAUCCUGUUAUAGACCUGGAUCAGCUGACUUAUUCUAUCCAGCAGCAAGUGGUGGGCUCUCCGCAGUGGACAGUCAUUGCUACCAAUGUGAAAGAGACCAGCUACUCAGUCAAAGCAUUAACCAUAGGGCACCAGUAUCUGUUCCGGGUGGUGACCUACACUGCUACGGCACACAGCAAGCCAUCUCCUCCCAGCGAGAGUGUUAAGCUUCUGGACCGGGGUCCCUAUCUAGAGGAGGCACCUGCGAUCAUAGACCGCCCUGAACUCCUGUACAUGGUAGAGAACCAGCUCUUGUGUGUGACAGUGACCCUGAACCAUGUGGAGGCCGAUGUGACCUGGAAGAGAGCAGGCACGAUUCUUCGCAGCGUUGAUGGCGUGCGUGAGAUGAGUAUGCCGGACGACGGGCAGCACUCGCUCACAAUCUUCAGUCCCAAGAAAUCCGACCUCGGCCCGCUGACAUUCGAAGCCAGGAACCGGUAUGGAGCCGACAGGUGCACCGUCAACAUAGAGAUGGCAGAGACGCCCCGUUUUGACUCUAUCAUGGAAGACAUAGAGAUAAGAACAGGGGAGACAGCCCGCUGCGUUGUGGUGGUGGAAGGAAAACCAGUACCAGACAUCAUGUGGUACAAGGACGGUCAGCUGUUGGUGGAGAGCGGACAUCUUAACUUUGUGUAUGACGAUGCGGAGUGCUCCCUGGUCAUCCUCAAUGCCUCCCCCGAGGACUCGGGAGUAUAUACCUGCACAGCACGCAACCUGGCCGGCGAGCUCUCCUGCAAGGCUGAACUUCAGGUGUGCGCAGAGGAUCCUGGAGCCGGGUCAGCAAUGGACGAAUCGGAUGGACUGAAAGCUCGGAGAAUGACCGAUUACUACACCAUUCACAAGGAGAUCGGAAGAGGUGCGUUCUCCUACGUCCGCCAUGUGCUGGAGAAGAGAAGCGGUCUGGAUUUUGCAGCCAAAUUCAUUCCAUCGCGGGGGUCAUCCAAGGAGAAGGCGAGGAGAGAGAUGAAAAUACUGUCCCAGAUCAGCCACGAGCGGAUUGUUUAUUUCCACGAGGCGUUUGAGAAGCGAAGCGCGCUAAUCAUCAUCAUGGAGCUAUGUUCCAAGGAAGAGAUUCUGGACAGAGUGGUCAGGAAAUCUAUAGUGCAUGAAUCAGAGAUCCGAUCCUUUGUGCGUCAGAUCUUGGAAGGAUUAUAUUAUUUGCACCACAAGAAAAUAUUACAUCUGGACAUCAAGCCAGAAAAUAUUCUCAUGGCAGACAUGAGCGGCGAUCAGAUCCGGAUCUGUGAUUUUGGGAAUGCCCAGGAGCUGACCGAUGGGGAGCAACAGUACUGCAAAUACGGAACCCCUGAGUUUGUGGCCCCGGAGAUUGUCAACCAGAUGCCAAUUUCUACCGUCACUGAUAUAUGGCCUGUUGGUGUCAUUGCAUAUUUAUGCCUCACAGGAGUUUCCCCCUUUGUGGGAGAAAAUGAUUACACCACGUUGAUGAACAUUCGAGGAUAUACGGUGGCGUUUGAAGAAAAGAUGUUUGCAGAUCUAACUCGGGAAGCAAGAGGAUUCCUAAUUAAGGUCCUGGGCAAUGAAAAGCUGAGACCCAAUGCUGAGGAGAGUAUGGAUCAUCCAUGGUUCAAAACUUUGGCAAAAGGAAAAAACAUCAGCACGGAUCAUAUUAAAUUGUUCCAGUCAAGACGCAAGUGGCAGCGUUCUCUUAUCAGUUUCAAGUCCAAUAUGGUAUUGCGAUCUAUCCCAGAGCUCCUGCAGGACACCAGCAACCACUUGUCUAUUGCUGUCCCUAGAAAUGCCAAAGAGUCCUCUAACCUAUCCUCUUCUUCUGAUUCCGAUGACCUGGAAGAGCUCCCCUAUGUACCCAUGCCUCUUCAAGUCCAGUUCUCUGGUUCUCGAAUGUCCCUUAAUGAAAUCCCAACUGAUGAAGAUCAACCUUCUCAGAAUACAGAAGAUGCCAUUAUGGAAGAUCAGGAGAGCGAUGAUGGUAGAGAACCCAUCGGCCAAGUCAUAGAAUCAGAAGUCCCACGUAGAGAGGUGCCAGAGUCACUUAGCAAACGACCCAAGGGGUCACUUACCAGAAAGAAAUCAAAUGAAGAUGAAGGGGGUUCUUCCUCCGAUGAAGAACCCUUGGACAGUCGAAAGGCUGAUCACCCAAGAAAGGUACUCAAAAAAGGAUCCAGCUUGGAGUCUUCAGACAUACCUGAUGAGGAGCUAGUAGUAGCUCGCAGAGGUGAACUUAGGAGGGGAAGCUCUGCUGACAGCGCUCUCUUGCUAAAUGUAUCAAGUGAAGAUAGUGAUAUAAGAAAUGAGCUUGAGAAGGGAAUGACUAAAGCUGCCUCCAUGGAGCUUCCAACCAGAAACCGUAGCCCUAUGAGACGGAAAAAGCUGGGAUCAGCAGAGGAGGAGUAUGCUCAACGUCUGGAGUUAAUGAGGCAAAGGCUUCUGAGGGGGGCCUCAGCAGAUGGAAAGCUUAGUGGUCUCAGAGGUCCCCUGAUGGAAACACUCUCUAGUGAUAAAAAACGAGGUGAACAACUGUCUGUGCACCCACAAAGAACUGACAAUGAACCUUCAUCACCCAUCCCGACAAUUAAACUUACCCGUGCCGCUUCCAGUGAGGCUGCGCCUGGAAGAGAAGCAUCAGAAGAGAGAGUCUUAAGAAAGACCAGUUCUUUUUCACAUUCUGACACAGAGCCACUUAUUCUGCAUCGUAGGUCUGGUGCACCGCUUGAAAUUCCACUUGCUCAAGUGGAGGCUCAGCGCUUAAAGGAAGCUCCCUCUAUGUCUGCUCUGACAGAUCAGUCACGAUUUGAUUCUCGUCCUCAAACUCCGCGUGAGAUUCCAUCAAAGUCUGUGACUCCUGAACCAAGCCAACAGUCAGAAAGUGUGGAUGGGGAAACUCAGAAUCACAGAGUAGAUGAGAAGCAUCAAGGGGCAAACUUAGAAACUGUACUUCCAAAAGUAACUUCCUUGGUAGAGGAUGCGAUUCCCAGAAUAGAAAUACCAAGCAUGCAAGUAGGGCAGCCAGCUGAAAAACCAUCUCAGGGAAAUGCGACAAAAGCCCAUGAACUCAAUGCAAGAACUACAGAAGAAACACCAAAUGCUUUGCCAGCUGCGAAAGAUAAAUCAACAAUAUUAGAGAGUGCACCUUCUCACCUGGUACCAAAGGAGCUUCCUAAACCAGAAGAGAAGCCUAUUUUAGUAAAAACACACACAGAAGAAAUUACAUCAGGAAAAACAUCUCCCUCUGGCGAUAAACCUAAAAGUGAAGUCAUUGCACCAUCUACAUUGCCAAGUUCUCCUGCAGCAACUUCACCUUUGCCAAACCUAUCUGCUGUGUUACCAACUUUGAAAAGUCCAUCUCUUGCUCCAUCAACCUUGCCAAAGACAGUUACUUUUACUUCUUCUCCACCAAGUCAAGCCACUGAAUCUGUCCACUUUCCAAAUCCAAAUCUAACUGCUGGUUCAUCUUCAUUGAGAGCUCCAUCUAUAAUGAAGUCAACCCAACAAUCGCCAGCAAAAGUCCCAGCACCAUCUAAGACAGCAGUUAGAGAGCCAUCACCCGUUUCAAAACCCCAAUCAGAAACUGAUGCAUCAACUAAAAGAUCCGCCUAUGCCGAAAUGCUGCAAACACUACAGGUGCCAACAUCUGAGGAUGGGUCACAAGAACCCAUUGAAAUUCCGAAGAUUUCCACAACAGGACAAUCUAGUCUUCAAAAGAAACCUCCAGAGGACAAGCCAAGUUCCACUUCAGCAGUCAAGAUGGGGGAAAAAGUUACUAGAGAGGUUGCAGCAGUGCCUGAGCCACCAGCCUUUUCUAAGGUUAAACAGCCCACUGCUGAAAGUACAGAGAAUGUUCAACACAUCAGCAACAUAGAUUCAGAAGAAGUGUUUGAAGCCAAAUUCAAGAAGAAUCGAGAGUCUUCUCUUACUCGGGGAUUGAAGAAGCUGACCAGGACUUGGUCAGAAGAAAAGAAUUUAGCAACUGCCCAUGUAUCACAGGAGGAGGAAAUGUACAGGCCCAGUCCAGUUGGUGUCCCCCUUGAGUUCCUAGUGCCUGCAGCUCUUGCCUUGGAUGAUAGGUCUAGAUCUGUUCAGGACCUACGGGAUGCAGAAAAAGAUCCAAGUUUCAUGAGAAGGCUGUCUCAACGCUUCAAGAAGACUCCAACAACUGAGCGAAAGGAGCGACAAGCAGGGGAAGCAGAAUCACCCACUUUGCCAGGAAGGCGUCUUUCCUGGACCCUAGGAAGGGGAAGUGCCAAAGACAAGAAAGAUGCCGAAAGCUUGAAAUCAGAGACAGGGUCAAUUGAAACCAUAUCUGAAGGCAUUUCCAAAGAACAAAAGAAGGCCAGUGAAUCACCAGUGUUGGCAAUAAGGAGAAAAAUUGGAAACACAAUGGACCGUUUGUCAAUAAAGCUGAGAAGCCAGUCAGAGGAAAGAGGUGAUUCGGAGAGUCAGGAUAGAAAAGAAGACAGACCUGAGAAGAGAACACCACUGAUGUCUAUACUGAGGAGAUCAAACUCUGAAGGAGAGAAUAUACGUAAACUUGGAAUACCACAAAACCAGCUUGCUGCACAGGUUGCAUCAUCAACUUCCAAAGAAUCUGUCAACUCUGGUCUCAGCAUCAAAUCAGAAAUGGUGGAAAAAGAUGACAGGCGAUCCAGAUGGGACCGCUGGAGUCUUUCACGCAGUAAGAAGGACAAGAUGAUUUCCCAACCAAGCAUCCCUGUCAGCUUGGUCCAAGAAGAUGGCAGCAUAGUGGGCAAACAGUACAUCCGCAACGAGUCAGAUUUCCCCCCGGUUUUCCACAUCAAGUUGAGGGACACGGUCAUUCUAGAUGGGGAUUCGGUAACCCUUUCCUGUCUUCCUGCUGGCAGCCCUGCACCCCGCAUCAUGUGGAAGAAAGAUAAAAUGGUUUUGGAAUCAGGAGGACAUGUGACUAUAAAAUCGAGCCCCGAUGGACGCCAAGUUCUCACCAUCACAAAUGCUGGACAGCAAGAGGCCGGGCUGUACGAAUGUGUGGCAGCGAAUGCUCUGGGCAAUGCCACCAGUUCUUGCUGCUUGUCUGUUGCACGAAUGCCACAAGCCCCCGGGACCCCGGAGAUCCCCCAGAAAUAUAAGAACACAGUGCUGGUUCUGUGGAAGUCCAAGGAACUCAACUCCCCCUGCACCUUCACCCUGGAGAGUCAGAUGAAAGAAGAAGGGGAGUGGAAGGCGAUCAGCUCCGGCAUCAGGGAUUGCUAUUACAAUGUCACCGAGCUGCCAUCCGGUGCUGUCAGGUUCCGCGUCGCCUGUGUGAACAAAGCUGGCCAGGGACCCUACAGCAGUUUUUCCAAGAGCGUUGUCAUAGAUGGAGACGAUCACAAGCCUUCCCCUGCUGUGGGUCAUGCUGCUCAGAAGGCUCGUCAAGUGAUGCCCACGAUAUCUUCUUUUGGACCAAUCGCUCCUCGUGUCACUGCUUCCCCAGAAGCCUCUCCUCCAAUUGUGUCUACUAUUAAAUUGCCUCCAUCAUUUGGAUCUCCUCUAGCUUCACCUUUAAAUCCGGCAUUAACGAACACUCCAGCUCCUACCACCCCUGCAGAGCCUCCUUCUAAAGCACCUCCUCCACCAACCCCUCCAAGGAAGCACAGAGGAUUUGUUCCUACCCCUCCCACAGUGCACAGAUCAUUACCUCAAACCGUCACUAAGGUUGAGCCCCCAAAUCAAGUUUCUAUACCCAACAAGUUGCAGUCUGCUGAGCCUCCACUAGGUGUUCCUGUAACAUCUCAUAUUUCCACAGUAAACAUGUCGGCAUCAACUGGACCAUCUGUGUCCCAUCUGAGAGUUUCACCUUCCGCCCCAACUCAACAAGUGAAGCCUGCUCCUGAACCAGCUGCUAAAACUGUGCCAGUGACUUCUGUGCAACAAGCUAGAUCUCCUACAGAGUCACAGAAAGCACCAUCUCCAACGUUUGUGCCCCCAGUGAAAGCUGUGCCCGUCUUUCCAACUACUAAGUCUCCUGUGCCUGCAGAACCAACCAAACCACUUUUAACAGAGCCACGAAUUCCACCACCAGUGGCUCCCAGACCAGUUUUUGCUGCUCCCUCAGUUCCAAUUAUGUUGCACAUUCCCCCUUUCAAAGCCUCAAAUUCACCUUUAAGCCCAACUUCUCCUACCAAACCCUUUUUCCCUUCUCCUCCAACGAGUCCACUUUACAAGCCACCAUCUCCCUCAUCCUCUACCUAUAUGGUGACCUCCUUCAUAUCAAUGCCACCAUCCACUCCAACAAAAGAGACUUUCCAAUCACAGUCUACCACACCAAUCCCUCAGAUUGUUCCUCCCACACAAGUUCCCCGGGUUUUUGCCCCCCACUUGGUUCCUCAGGUUGUUGUCCCUACACCAGUUCCUCAGGUUGUUUCCCCAACACCGGUUCCUUGGGUUGUUGCCCCCACACAGGUUCCCCAGAUCGUUGCCCCCACACCGGUUCCUCAAGUUGUUUCACCCACACCAGUCACUCAGAUUGUCUCUUCCAUGCCGGUUGUCCAGACUGCCACUCUUGCACCUGCUGCUCAAACUGUCCCUACACGCAUAUUAGUCAGAAGUGUCACUCCUGGGAAAGAUGGCAGAUAUACCCCAGUGCCGGGAGGAAGAGUGACCCCAUCAGGAAGAGAAAGCGCUCUUCGACAAGGAGUACCCCAAAAACCUUACACAUUUUUGGAAGAGAAAACAAGGGGUCGCUUUGGAGUGAUUCGGGAGUGUAAAGAAAAUGCAACAGGAAAGACCUUCAUGGCCAAGAUCAUCCCCUAUGAACAAGAGAACAAGCAGAGUGUGCUACAAGAGUACGAGGUCCUGAAAUGUCUCCACCAUCAGAGGAUCCUGAGCCUGCACGAGGCAUACAUCACUCCUCGGUACCUCGUCCUCAUCUCCGAGCAGUGCUCCGGCAGAGAGAUCCUCUACUGCCUUGUAGAAAGGUUCCGUUACUCAGAAGAUGAUGUCGCCAAUUACUUGCUUCAGAUCUUUCAGGGAUUAGAAUAUCUCCAUGAACAGAAGAUCCUACAUCUGGACAUUAAACCAGAGAACAUCAUGGUGUCUUAUAUGAAUACCAUUAAGAUCAUUGACUUCGGAAGCGCUCAGAUAUUCAGCCCUCUCAUCCUUCGCCAGCUGGGGAAACGUGUCGGGACCCUGGAAUACAUGUCCCCAGAGAUGCUGAAAGGAGAGGCUAUUGGACCAGCGGCUGAUAUUUGGGGAUUAGGUGUACUUACAUAUGUAAUGCUAAGUGGACGAUCUCCAUUCUUUGAAUUGGACCCCAUGGAAAUGGAAAACAAGAUUGUAGCUGGACGGUUUGACAUUUUUAAGCUCUACUCCAAUGUUUCUCAAAGUGCUUCCCUCUUCAUACGAAAGCUGCUGUCCAUCUACCCCUGGAGCCGACCCACAUUACAAGAGUGCUUCUCAAACCCUUGGCUUCAGGACGCCUAUUUAAUGAAGCUGAGGCGCCAGACUCUCACCUUCACCACCAACCGCCUCAAGGAGUUCUUGGUGGAGCAUCAAAGAAGACGCUCAGACAUGGCUACCAAGCACAAAGUUCUGCUUCGCUCUUACCAUGGAACGCAGCCACCAGCUCCCGUCACCCAAUGACCACGGGAAAAGGACCUUGGCGAUGAGUAAGGUGGUCACGAAGCCAAAGGUGCAUUACACUGGACGAUAACAAGACGUCAAAGGUCCCAGGGAAAGUAUUGGCAAGGAACAAAAAGUCAAUACCUUAUAGUGUAAAUAGAGAGGACAUCAUAUCCCUGUGCCAAGGGAGUCCUGGGCACAUCGGUGGUCAGUAUACCUCUGUGACUGACAUGGUGUAGUCCAGUGAGACUGAGGAAUAGGAAGCAUUAGAGUUGUGGGUGCAUGGUGCAUGUGAAACACCCCCACUUCCACAGCAAAGAAGAUCUGACAGCUGUUUUUGACCUACCACCACCUUUGACCUCAGUUCAUUGCAACUUUUUAGAGUCAACCUCUACGCUGGAAAAGGAUACUUGACUUGAGUCAUCUGGCCCUUGGUUUCCAUGGCCCCUCCAAGGACUGUUUGGCAUCACUUCCUAGACACAACAAGUGGUCUUAAUGCAAAACAGGCAUUAUUUAUGCAAAGUGUUUUUUAUUUAUUUUAUUUCACUUACCUGGGUUCCUAACUAAAAAAAAAGAUCACCAUGAUACACAGAUAGGUACUCAUUUACAAUAAUAGUCUCAUUUAGAUUUUAGCCCAUUACAAGGCUGAGAUAUUAUAAUAGAAAAAUAAUUGUUUACAAAUUGUUCUCGAAAAACCUUAAAAAGGGCCUACAGAUACUAGAUUGGGGAUAGAUCAUAUGCCCGAUAGAUGACACGAUGAAUUUAACGUUAUAGUAAUCGCGAGCCGUUGGAAGUAAAAGCUUCUGUCUUGUCCGAUUGGUGAGUUCUAAGAUUUUAUUUAAAGGCUAGUAAGAGAGAGAAAGACAACAAAUAGAUCUUUUUUUAGAUAUAAUUGACCAUAGGCCUCCACCAAUCGGAACAACCCUUGUUCUCCUAUUGUACUAGGAGCUAUGCGCUGUACUGUAGAGAUGUUUCAGCUUUACAUCUCCUUAAAAGCACCAAGUGUCUGUCUAUUACAAUUCCCCACUUCCUGUCCACACCUUCCUCUCCUCCCUCAACCUUUGCCCCGUGCUAAAUCGUUUGGUAUGUACCAGCAAGGUCUUCCAUAUCUUCCACCGUCAAGUCACGCCACCAUGUUUUUAUCUGAACAUCAUUGGUUCUGAUUAUGGGAUACUUAAGCAAUGUUAACUAUCCAGCCAUGUUUUCAACCGCUGCCGUACCCUAAUCAAUGUUACUUGAUAGGGAUAAUGUGUUUCAUACCUCCCUUUGAAGACAUAUGUCUGUUCCACUUUCUGGUUUGUUGGGCUGUCACAGAAAGUAGAAGAUGCUAACUAGUCAGCUACUCUCCAAAGAGCCAAGCCACUAACGAAGGAGAGAGGAAAUGCCCAUUGGAUAGAUACUGGACUUACUUAAUGGCUGAUAACAAGAGGGCAAUGUCCUUACUGGCUGAGAACAUGGGACAAUCUCUUUAAGGGCUGAGAACAAGGGAUGUUGACCUUAAUGGCUGAGAACAUGGGACAAUCUCUUUAAGGGCUGAGAACAAGGGACAUUGACCUUAAUGGCUGAAAAAAGGGGAAAUUGACCUUAAUGGCUGAGAAAAAAGGACAUUGACAUUAAUGGCUGAGAAAAAGGGACAUUGACCUUAAUGGCUGAGAAAAAGGGACAUUGACCUUAAUGGCUGAGAACAGAGUACAAUGUUCUUAACAUCUGAGAACAAAGGACAUUAACCUUUAUUACUAAGAACAAGAGACAAUGUCUUUCAUGGUUAAGAACAAGAAACAAUGUCCUUCACGGCUGAGAACAAGAAACAAUGUCCUUCAUGGCUGAAAACAAGGAACAUGGACCUUAAUGUCUGAUAACAAGGGACAAUGUUUAAUGGCAGAGAACAAGGGACAUUGGCCUUAAUGGUUGAGAACAAGGGACAUUGGCCUUAAUGGUUGAGAACAAGGGACAUUGACCUUAAUGGUUGAGAACAAGGGACAUUGACCUUAAUGGUUGAGAACAAGGGACAUUGACCUUAAUGGUUGAAAACAAGGGACAUUGGCCUUAAUAGUUGAGAACAAGGGACUAUGACCUUAAUGUUUGAUAACAAGGGACAUUGGCCUUAAUGGUUGAGAACAAGGGACAUUGACCUUAAUGGUUGAGAACAAGGGACAUUGGCCUUAAUGGUUGAGAACAAGGUACAUUGACUUUGAUGACUGAAAACAAGGGACAUUGACCUUAAUAUCUGAGAUCAAAGGGACAAAAUUCCCUAAUGAUGAACGUAAAAAGGAAUGUUGGGAGAUGUGUGGUACAGAGGGAGAGAGCAAGUUAAACAUAAAGUCAGAUUCUAGUAGAGCACAGCCAGCUCUGGUUGAAACAACCUUCAGCUGGGAAAAGGACUAGACGUGACGUUCUGGCGAUCUCAAAGGACGUGGCUAAAGGGCUUCACUGUAAUGGUGCCACUUGAGUUUGUACAUUUGUAGAAGGGGGGUAUGCUGUCCCCUAAAGCUGCUCUCGAUCUGCCUAUUUAUUCACUAAAAUGAAAAUGGAUUUAUUUAUUUAUUAGAAUUUGCGUUGCUUUUCCUGAGUUUGUAUUUUUCCCCCCUCGACCCCUUUUUUGGUGUGAAGUUGAAUAAAUUAAAUAAAUAUACUGAGGUUGCACGGACCGCCACGUGUAAUCUGUAUUAAUAAAGUU